AUGACAGUGAGAAACAAAAUAUACUCAGAUUAGGGCGAUUCCAAUCUAGAAAACAACCUUAAUUAGACUGAAUUUGAUUAGGAUUAAGUUUUUAAAACUGCUAGGCAAUCUGAUGAAGAUGAAGAUUUUGAGAAAAUGGAUCCAGAAUAAAAUUAAGCAAGCUAGAAAGUGUUGAAGUAGAAUUUCAUGAUAAAUGAAAAUGAAUUACAGAAUAGAUCUCUAAAGAGAAUCAACCCUAAAACUUAAUAAAUGGAAGCAAUAUUACUCACUUAGUAAAAAAUUGCAAUUAAACAGACUCUUUACAAUCUUGAAUCAUUCCUCAGCUCAGAUUUCAUAAAAUCACAUCCAAAGCUAUUAGGUUACUUUACAGUUAAAGACAUGAUAAUACUAUCUUAGACUUCUUAAAAACUUUACAUGACAAUCAUAAAUAGGAAAAUUAUAAAAAGACUUGUCAGAUAUGGUAAUUUAGACCAAUGUUUAAGAAAGCAAUUCUGGCGCAAAUUAUGCUAGUAUGGGGAGCUAGAAGAUGCUCUGAGAGAACAGUUAGGGCUUGAGGAUGAAGAAAUUAGUGUAUACAGUCACAUAUAGGCUUUGAUAGAAAGCGAGAAGGAGGGAACUGAUAUUUAAAAUAAUAAACUGACUGAAAAGGUUAUAGACGAAAUAUCAAGGGAUUUAAAGAGGACUCAUACCUCUGAACUAAUGAAAUCAUAAGAAGGACAAGAUCAAUUGAAGAGAAUACUUUAAGCAGUAGGCUAUGUAGUGCCUGAUGUUGGUUACUGCCAAGGAAUGAACUUUAUUGCAAGUGUUUUAAUAACUGUCCUAGGCAGUGAGGAAUGGGCUUUCUGGGGUGUGCCAGAGCUUCACUUGAAAAACUUUUAAAUGGCUUAGCUUAUAAAGUUUCACAUGCAGAAGUUGUUCAACCAUCUGAGGUAGAUUUAGAUGACUACUGACUAUUUUACCUCUAAGUGGAUAAUGACACUAUUCGCUUGCUUUUUGCCUUAUGAAGUACUUCCACCAAUAUUUGAUAUGUUCUUAAUGGACGGAUGGACUGCUGUGUUUAGACUUGGCAUUGCUUUGCUUAGGGAAAUGGAGCAUUUACUAUUGCAAAUGGAUAUGGUUGAGAUGUCAACUUACUUCAGAGAUAAUGUGCGAAAGGACAAAUUAGCAAAUCAGUUUAAGUUAUUUUCGGAGGCAUCUAGAAUCCGUAUACACAACCGUGAGCUGCAAAAACUGAGGGAGUAGUUUUACAUUAUUUAAGCUGAAGUGAAAUUAAAACAAGGCAGAAAAAGCUGGGCAACAGACUAAGUUGAGGCAUUGAGAUGGGCUGAAACUGUUUUUGAAAAAAUGGAUCCUCAUGCCAAGGAAGACAUUCAGAAAUUUUAAGAAAAGCUGGAGAAAAUAGAUAGAGAUCUUGAUAAAAUUAAUAAAAUGGUGUUGGCUUCUCAUGUAGAUUACUAUGCUAUUAGAGAGGAAUUUGCUUAGCUAUAAGACAAAAAGAGUGCUUAUGAGCAGGCAUAUGUCUGCUUGAAAGAUUAACUCUAAUAGAGGAAGUAAGAGAAACAGUGGAGGAUAACCAAGAUGUUUAACUAGACUAAGUCAAACUACUUUAACUUAGUUAGUAAAAGCAAUAAAAAAGGGAAUGGGAAGUAAUAAAUAAGAACUUCAACAAUAAUGCCUCCCGGAUCCUCAUCAUCUACUUUUAUAGAAAGUAGUAGUCCAGCUAAAGAUACUAAAAAAUUCAUAGAUGACUAAAUGGAUGAGACUGACUAUAAAUAAUUGGAAAAAGAUCUGUAGGACUUACAUGAUAAAAAAACCUAAGUUUAGGCGCAAAUAGAUCUGAUUAAAGACGAGUUUGCCUUCAAAAAGAAUAGAUAUCAUGAUUCCAAAAUGAAAAUGGAGGAGUCUCGAAACUACAAGGAGAAAGUUAAAAACCAGAUGAAUGGAUUUCUCAUAAUGUAUGAAGUUAAAAAGGAGGAAACUCUCAAGGAGCUAAGUAAAAAGCUUUAAACUUCAGAGAAGUUCCAGCAAGAACGCGUCUUUUGA
Messenger RNA from Stylonychia lemnae, 2043 nucleotides. Lineage: Eukaryota; Ciliophora; Spirotrichea; Sporadotrichida; Oxytrichidae. The record is from the annotation of a GenBank genome assembly.